This is a messenger RNA of Alligator mississippiensis (American alligator), 948 nucleotides long. It is a transcript of the gene CHTF8, whose product is annotated as chromosome transmission fidelity factor 8. The coding region runs from base 136 to 498 and encodes 120 amino acids. The transcript is spliced from 4 exons. Gene Ontology annotation, biological process: mitotic sister chromatid cohesion. NCBI's taxonomy places the organism in Eukaryota, Metazoa, Chordata, Crocodylia, Alligatoridae. The record is from RefSeq and is a predicted model, not a curated record. Gene Ontology annotation, cellular component: Ctf18 RFC-like complex.
CGCCGGCGGCGGCGGCGGCGGCGGCGGCGGGAGGUUCGACUGUUGCCGGGAGACCGGGCGGCGCCGCCUGCAGGUGCGGGGCCCGGAGCAGAAAGCGGAGCAGUGGGUCGGACCGGGCUGCGCCAGCGGGGGAGCAUGGUGCAGAUCGUGGUGUCCAGGGCCGGGGCCGGGGCCGGGGGCCUGGAGGAGUGGGUGCUGGUGGAGCUGCAAGGGGAGAUCCAGGCUCGCUGCAGCGCGGGGCUGGCCGGGAACCUCCUGGGAGACCUGCACUACACGAGCCAGGGGGUCCCCGUGCUCAUCGUGGGCCACCACAUCCUGUACGGGAAGACCGUGCGCCUGGAGAAGCCCUUCGCCGUCCUCACCAAGCGCGGAGCGGGCGAGCAGGGGGCCGACCCCAGCCCCGCCACCCACUACCUGGUGACCGCCCUGAUCAAGACCAAGCUGCUCUUCAAGACCCGCCCCAAGCCCAUCAUCACCAACGUGCCCAAGCGGGUGUGAGGGGCCGGGCCCUCCCCUGCCAACGCCCAGCCCGGACCGCGCCCGGCUCCCACCCCGGGGGCAGGAGUUUUUGGGCCACGAGCCCUGCUCCUUGCCCCGUGACUAUCGUGGCCAGAGCCCCCCACGCCCACGCACGGGUGACCCCAGCUCCCGGCCUGCAGCGACCGGGGCACAGCACUUGGGGCAGGUCCACGCCGCCCCCCUUGGGCUGGAGCGGGGCAGACCGUGCGCGGCGGGCCCGGCUCUGCCAACGCGGCCGGGCAGGCAGCGCCGCCGUCCCCCGCCCCGCCCCGCCCCGCCCCGCCCCCCGGGACGGCGACCGCGGGCAGCGGAGACGCAGCAGCCGCCCCGUGUGCAAGUGUCUUUAUUGUGACAAACCCGUCGGGAUAUAAAAACAGACCUUCCAAAAUAUGAAAAAACGCAGGUAAAAAAUAAAUAGCUUUACAAACA